CACGCUGCCGCCGCGCGGGAACCCGGGCGCCUGAAGCUGGGGGCGCGGCCGCGCUCGCUUGGCCGGGCUGGGAUCGGGCAGGCCCUGCCCUGAAGGGGCGAAGCGGUGGGGAGCGCGAGAGGUGGAGCCGGCCCUGGCGGCUGCCCCGUGUCUCCCCCCAGUGCCCCGUCCCCGGACCCGGCCCAGAGGCGGACCCAGGCCCUUGCCCAUGCGGGGCGCCCCCGGCUCGGAAGAGUCCCCGAGGCAGGGAGCAGCUCCAGGCAGCAGCGCCGGAGGGAGAGGAAGAAGGGACAGUGAUCAUCCUGGGCGGCCGAGACCCUCCUCGCCGCGUUUGCAGGCGGGGGCCUCCCUGAAGUCUGCGCUGGGCACCGCCGCUUGGACUAGGGCAGCGCUUGCUGGGACCCCGACCCGGAACCCCUGCGCCUCGUAGGCGCCGGCAGCGCCGCGGCGCCACUCAGCUCUUCCGCGGUCUCCCUCUGCCUGGCGGCAGUCACGGCCAAGAAAGUAUUAUGAGGGAGGCCGAGGACUCCAGGCUCCGGGCAGAGAAACGGCGCUGGGAAUAGGGAUUGCCACUUCUGAGAGGAUGCUGGGAAUCUGCAGAGGGAGACGGAAAUUCCUGGCUGCCUCGCUGACUCUGCUCUGCAUCCCAGCCGUCACCUGGCUUUACCUGUUUGCCGGGAGCUUUGAAGAUGGGAAGCCGGUGUCUCUGUCCCCGCUGGAGUCCCAGGCGCACAGCCCGCGGUACACGGCCUCCAGCCAGCGGGAGCGCGAGAGCCUGGAGGUGCGCGUGCGCGAGGUGGAGGAGGAGAACCGCGCGCUGCGCCGGCAGCUCAGCCUGGCCCAGGGCCGCGCCCCCGCCCCGCGGCGCGGCAACCACUCCAAGACCUACUCCAUGGAAGAGGGCACCGGGGACAGCGAGAACCUCCGUGCCGGCAUCGUGGCGGGCAACAGCUCCGAGUGUGGGCAGCAGCCGGUCGUGGAGAAGUGUGAGACAAUCCACGUGGCCAUCGUCUGUGCAGGAUACAACGCCAGCCGGGAUGUCGUCACCUUGGUGAAGUCUGUCCUGUUUCACAGGCGGAACCCCCUGCACUUCCACCUCAUCGCAGACUCCAUCGCGGAGCAGAUCCUGGCCACGCUCUUCCGGACCUGGAUGGUGCCCGCCGUGCGUGUAGACUUCUACAACGCGGACGAGCUCAAGUCGGAAGUUUCCUGGAUCCCCAACAAACAUUACUCUGGGAUUUAUGGUCUGAUGAAGCUUGUCCUCACCAAGACGCUUCCUGCCAACCUGGAGAGGGUCAUUGUCCUUGACACAGACAUCACCUUUGCGACCGACAUUGCAGAGCUGUGGGCUGUGUUCCACAAGUUCAAAGGUCAGCAGGUCCUGGGCCUGGUAGAGAACCAGAGUGAUUGGUACCUUGGAAACCUGUGGAAAAAUCACCGGCCUUGGCCUGCCCUUGGGAGGGGCUACAACACAGGGGUGAUCCUGCUGCUUCUGGAUAAGCUGCGGAAGAUGAAGUGGGAGCAGAUGUGGAGGCUGACUGCAGAGAGGGAGCUCAUGGGCAUGCUCUCCACAUCCUUAGCUGACCAGGAUAUUUUCAACGCUGUCAUCAAACAAAACCCCUUCCUUGUGUAUCAGCUCCCCUGCUUCUGGAACGUGCAGCUGUCGGACCACACCCGCUCCGAGCAGUGCUACAGAGACGUGUCUGAUCUAAAGGUCAUUCACUGGAACUCCCCCAAGAAGCUUCGGGUGAAGAACAAGCACGUGGAGUUCUUCCGCAACCUCUACCUGACCUUCCUGGAGUACGACGGGAACCUCCUGCGCCGGGAGCUGUUCGGCUGCCCCAGCGAGGCUGACGUCAACAGUGAAAACCUCCAGAAACAGCUUUCUGAGCUGGAUGAGGAUGACCUGUGUUACGAGUUCCGGCGAGAGCGUUUCACCGUCCACCGAACCCACCUGUACUUCUUGCACUAUGAGUAUGAGCCUGCUUCAGACAGCACGGAUGUCACCCUGGUCGCCCAGCUCUCCAUGGACAGGCUCCAGAUGCUCGAGGCCAUCUGCAAGCACUGGGAGGGCCCCAUCAGCCUGGCCCUCUACCUGUCGGACGCCGAGGCCCAGCAGUUCCUCCGCUACGCGCAGGGCUCCGAGGUGCUCAUGGGCCGCCACAACGUGGCCUACCACAUCGUGUACAAGGAGGGCCAGUUCUACCCCGUGAACCUGCUGCGCAACGUGGCCAUGAAGCACGCGGGCACGCCCUACAUGUUCCUAUCCGACAUCGACUUCCUGCCCAUGUACGGGCUCUAUGAGUACCUCAGGAAGUCUGUCAUCCAGCUCGACCUCGCCAACACCAAGAAGGCGAUGAUCGUCCCCGCAUUCGAGACGCUGCGUUACCGGCUCUCUUUCCCCAAGUCGAAGGCAGAGUUGCUGUCAAUGCUGGACAUGGGGACUCUCUUCACAUUCAGGUACCACGUCUGGACAAAAGGCCACGCACCCACAAACUUCGCCAAGUGGCGGACCGCCACCACGCCUUACCGGGUUGAGUGGGAGGCCGAUUUCGAGCCGUAUGUUGUCGUGAGACGGGACUGUCCUGAGUACGACCGGAGGUUUGUGGGCUUUGGCUGGAACAAGGUGGCUCACAUCAUGGAACUGGAUGCGCAGGAGUAUGAAUUCAUCGUGCUGCCCAACGCAUACAUGAUCCACAUGCCUCACGCCCCCAGCUUCGACAUCACCAAGUUCCGGUCCAACAAGCAAUACCGCAUCUGUCUCAAAACCCUGAAGGAAGAGUUUCAGCAGGACAUGUCCCGCCGCUACGGCUUUGCCGCCCUCAAAUAUCUCACGGCCGAGAACAACAGCUAGCACCAAGAGGCCUGGCACCAGGGAGACAUUCUGCAGUGGGAGAGCCCCGUGCUGCAUGGGGCCCAGUCUUGAAACUCAAAUGGAGCAUUGCUUUUUUGGUUCAUUUUUGUUUGUCUCUUUGGCCCAACAGAGCUGCCCUCUCUACAGAGAUCUGGGACAAGGAUCCGGCCAAUCCCUCUCCGGCCCACAACCUGUCAUUCCCAGAGUGUGGGAAAAACAGCCCAUCCACAUGGUCUCUCCGAGAGAUGGGGCACAGAGGGGUGAGACGGAGCAAAAGGGUUAUCCUUCCACAAAGCCAGAUGACCAAGCAGGUCUUUAGGAUGUCCUCAUUGCUUUUAAAAAAGGGGAAGGUGGGGUGGGGGUGGGGGUGGGCAGCCAUCCCGGGAAAUAAAAGCAAAAAUGUCUCUUCUUCAGAGAAAACUUUCUUCUUUGCCCUGAAAUUUAGUUGAGUAUCCCAGGGGAGGGCACACCAAUGAUCGGAACCAACUAUUUGGCAAAACCCAGUGGGGACACUGUACCUGGCAGGACCUGGAGGUCGGAUUGGUUGGUUCUUCAUCCUCAAGGUCACCCUUGUUUUGUUUUGGGGAAUUUUAUUUCUUUGUUUGGUUUGGGUCUGGGAAUCCCAAAUAGAAAACCUGAUCUUUUAAGGCUCUGAAGGAGAGUCAGCUGCCUCGGUGAACAUCCCUCUGUCAGCAGUGGCCCAGCAAGGAGGCCAGGAGUCCUCGGCCACUAUUUAAACAUGGGUAGCCUUCUUCGGGAUGAUCACCGGGUGCCCCGGGACCUUGAAUUCCCUACUCUGCAGGAUCCAGGGGCUGUGAUUGGGACUGUGGAUAUACAAAGACCAGCUGUUUCACAACCGGUCACGUUUUCUAUUGGCUAUGACUGACUCACGGGGAAAGGGCUUUAAAGGGACAGUUUCCACGCACGCAAAAGGUACGAACCUCGCAGGCCUUUAGAAGAACUUUCAUCGUUCAUGCGAGCCCAGUCCCGAAGAGUCACAAGUCCACUUGGAGACCUUCGGGAAGAAUGUAUUGGGCUCCUGUGGUAUUGGCAUCGGCUUCGCUGAAGCUGGGACGAGGUCACGACCUCAGGUUCCCUCUGCGACCUGGCCCAGGGUAGGCAGGCACCUUCGCCGUGACACAGAUUGAGGGGACACUGGACUUUUUACCCAUUUUCUUGAAUCUUCGAUAUUAAUGUCAUGUUUACAUUGAUGAGAACAAGAGGCAGUGCCCUCCUCUCCGCCGGGCUGUGUGUGUCGAGUUGCAGGGUGACCAGCAAACGCUGCAGUCAAUAAACGGAAGUCCCAACUGUUUCUUCCCCCGUCCCCACCCGCUCUUGUCAGGAGCUCCCGGACACACUGCGGUGUGGAGAGCAAAGUCGAUAAACGGCAACCUUACACUUUCUCUUC
Molecule: messenger RNA, 4262 nt
Organism: Camelus dromedarius (Arabian camel)
Lineage: Eukaryota; Metazoa; Chordata; Mammalia; Artiodactyla; Camelidae
Gene: LARGE1
Product: LARGE xylosyl- and glucuronyltransferase 1
Exons: 15
Coding region: 584-2854 (756 amino acids)
Biological process (GO): protein O-linked glycosylation via mannose
Cellular component (GO): Golgi apparatus
Molecular function (GO): xylosyltransferase activity; glucuronosyltransferase activity
Source: RefSeq, a predicted model, not a curated record